UAAUAGAGUAUGAUUAAUCUGAAUGUAUGUAAGUAAAAUAUGGUAUUUAUUUAAACAAGUGGGGGUGGUUUUUAUGAUUAUAAAUAAGGAUUUAAUGGUUUUGAAAAUUCAAUAAAGAAUGGAAUGUGGAUUGAGUUGAAUGAUUGGUUUUCUAGGUAAUAUAUGGGUUUUUUUAUAUUUAAAAUUAGUUAUCGUCAAGUUAUUCAUAAAGGGAUAUAUUAGGAUGGUCUCAAAAUUGGCAGAUGGGAUAUGUUAUUUAGGGAUAAUUUUGAUUUUUAUUAGAUGUAUAUAUGAAUAGUCAUAAAUUUAAAAAAGUGGGGGUGGAGUAUAUGAUAAAUAGAUUGGAGAUGAUGAUGCUUAUUUUACAACAAAAACAGGAAUGUGGAUUGAAUUAUAUGAUGAGUUUAAUCGGUAUGUGUUUUAGAGAUUUAUUUUAUUAUUAGUCAUAAUUAAAUAAUUUUUAGAGGAGAAUAUUAAAAUUAAAAAAAAGUUGGUGUGUGGGAAAAAAUAGAUUUAGAUAAAGGAAGGACAAUGUAAUAUUGAAAUAAUUAUUAGCGAUGAAAUGAAUUACUAUUAUUGA
Molecule: messenger RNA, 580 nt
Organism: Paramecium primaurelia
Lineage: Eukaryota; Ciliophora; Oligohymenophorea; Peniculida; Parameciidae
Source: the annotation of a GenBank genome assembly